Molecule: messenger RNA, 225 nt
Organism: Cylicostephanus goldi
Lineage: Eukaryota; Metazoa; Nematoda; Chromadorea; Rhabditida; Strongylidae
Source: the annotation of a GenBank genome assembly
AUGCAACUAUUCAAGAAACGCGCACACCUAGAGAAAUAUUGUCUGCGUAAAUUGUUUGGGGAUGAAGUCAAGGACGUCCGCGUUGUCGCCACUUCAUCACCUAAAGAGUCCAAGGCCUACCGCGACGUAAAAAUCAACGGUAUGAAUAUCAAUAUGCGACUAGACUGUGGACCCAAAGUCACUCUUAUCGAUCGCGGCACAUGGAUCAAGCUUGGCCGACCGUAA